AUGGUGCAAUCUUUGAGCCGCUCUAACCAUACCCUUUUCCGACCUGAUAGCGCCAGAUAUGGUUUACGAGGAGCCUCAAAUUCACCCUAUGGGGAAAUUUCGAAAACCAUUUUUAUCAUAAACUGGGCCUUCAAUGAUUUCAAUUGGAAUAAAUGUUUGGUAUGCUUGGGUCGUGGCCAUGCGUGUAGGAUAGUGUGCCACUUGCCACUACACUAUCCCGCCAAAAAUCAUCAUGAUUGUCGAACUCAGGGACGAAAUUCUUUGUUCUAUAAAAGAAUAUAUCUGCUUGGGUCUUCUACCGUUCCGUUUUUCUUCAUUCACGUACCGUUCUAUAUUUGUAUAUUGAUGCCAUUGAUGGAUUUGGAUACCGGUAUAAUCUCAGACUUUCUGCCAUUUUUAUUUGCUUGGAGUCCUGCCACCAAUCCUUUAAUAGUACUGUAUUUUUCCGAUAAAAAAGACAGCGACAAGAUCCUACCUACCAACCCAGUAAUAACGCUAGGCAAGAGACCCAUGAAAAUUGGAAUGUUCCCCACUCAGGCUAUUUUAGAGUAA
Haemonchus placei is the source of this 552-nucleotide messenger RNA. Lineage: Eukaryota; Metazoa; Nematoda; Chromadorea; Rhabditida; Trichostrongylidae. The record is from the annotation of a GenBank genome assembly.